Molecule: messenger RNA, 711 nt
Organism: Naegleria fowleri
Lineage: Eukaryota; Heterolobosea; Eutetramitea; Acrasida; Naegleriidae
Exons: 1
Coding region: 1-711 (236 amino acids)
Source: RefSeq, a predicted model, not a curated record
AUGGUGCAACAAAUUGGAAAGAAGAAAUUUCUUGAAUGUUGGGAAUUAAAAUAUGAAAAUUUCUUUCCAGUGGAAUUUAUGAAUGAUAAGGAAUUUAUUUUGAAUCAUAUUGAAAGAUAUGGUUAUGGAUUACAAUAUGCUUCGAAACAAUUACAGAAUAAUAGAGAGUUUGUAUUGAAAGUAAUGGAAAGAAAUGGAUUUGAACUGCAAUUCGCAAGUGACACUUUUCGUAAUGAUAAAGAAGUGGUAUGGACAGCUGUCAAAUGCCACCCACUGGCUUGGAGAUAUGCAUCAUCUAAAAUGAGAAAUGACAAGGAAUUGGCAUUGGAGGUCGUUCGACAAGAUGGAUGGGCUUUAUCGUACGCAGGAACAGAGCUCCUGAAUGACAAGCAAGUGGUAUUGACUGCAGUGACUCAAAAUGGUGAAGUGUUGGAGUGUGUGAAUGAAGAUUUGAAACGUGACAAAGAAUUUCUGUUGGAAGCAGUUCAACGUAAUAAGCAAGCACUUCGAUGGAUACCGUGUCACUUAUUUUCAGAAAAUGCAUUCAUGUUGAAAGUUCUAAAAUUAGCAAUUCCAGAAUUCGAAACUUUGGAUUCUUUUAAUUAUUCAACGAAAGAAAUAAUGAUGAAAAUUGUUCAAGAAUUUGGAUUUUUACUUGAGUUUGCCAGUGAUGAUCUAGAAGAUUCAAGAAUGAUCGAGAUGUUGUGUUAA